AUGACGAUUAAAGUUGUUGUAUUACACCCUCAUACGGGAGGUAAUAAAAUGUGGGAACAUCUAAAAACAAAUUGGAAAUUAUAUGGGGAUAUGGGAUUAGUCAUUACUGUGUUUAGAAAUUUUAGCUAUGAAAUGCUAGAAAUUAUACAACCAGAUGUAAUCAUUCUUGGAGAUUGUGCUGGAGCACCUUACCAAUUCACAGAACAAGAAUUUGAAUCAAUAGAAAUGUAUAUGAAUGAAGGAAUUAACAAACAUAUUAUUGGAACUUAUGCAACGUUUUAUCAUCAAGAAGGACCAUUUAAUAGACUUCAUAUCUAUGAUAAUAGAAGACUAUGUACACUUUUUGGAAUUGAACAAAGACUGAUUUUGACUACAAGAAGAAUAGAUGGAGAAAUUACUUAUAUCAGUUCUGAUAAAACUAUACUUUGGAAAAAUAUUCCACUUCCCUAUAAGUCUAAUGGAUAUACAAGUUCACAAGUUCCUCUUCAUGAGUUAAAAUGGGUUGAUGAAACAGGAAAUCUUAUUGGAUGUAUGCAAGGCACUAAAAUUUUAGCACAAUCUGAGAAUGGAGACUGUGUGAUCUUAGAAAGAAAAACAGAGAGAAUGUCUUCUUUGUUUAUAAGUCAUAUGCCAGAAUAUGAAUCAGUUAAAAAAGACUUUGUUGAUUGUCAAUUUCUUUACAACUGUAUUUUAUAUCUUGUCCAGCAUAAUUAUCAUUCUAGUUUAACACUGAUAUGUCUAAAUGAAAUUAAUAAACAUUCUGUCCCAAUUAAAGGAUUGAAUGGUUUACCUCCACCAUUAAUUGAAUUAAAGAAGAAACUUGAAAGGAAUAAGAAAAACAUCACUUACCAAUCAAAUCCAUAA
This is a messenger RNA of Entamoeba histolytica HM-1:IMSS, 864 nucleotides long. RefSeq lists its product as uncharacterized. The transcript is spliced from 2 exons. The record is from RefSeq and is a predicted model, not a curated record. Bases 1 to 864 code for a protein of 287 amino acids. Lineage: Eukaryota; Evosea; Mastigamoebida; Endamoebidae.